AUGAGUGAAGGACCACGGUUUCUUCAAAAAGAUUUUAGUCAAAUUGAGUUAAUAGGAAGUGGGUCAUAUGGAAAAGUAUAUUCAGCAGUAAGAAAUGAUGAUAAGAAUUUGGCAUGUAUUAAUAAUAAUAAAUAUAUUGUCAGAUAUUAUGACACAUGGAUUGAAAGAUUAAGUGAAGAAGACUAUGAAUGGGUCAAUAAACAGAAAAAUGAUCCAGACGAAGAUAAAUCAGUAGAUGAUGACACAAAUUAUUUUAGUGAAGAAGAAAUGGAAUUUGAUGAAGUUUCAUGUCUUGAUCCAAAUGAAAUCGAGUGGGAAGACUCUCCAUACAGUAAUGAGAGUGAAGAAUAUUCAAGUCAAGAAGACGAAUAUGAAUAUGAAUAUAUUGAAGAAAGUGAAACAAUAGAGAAUAAAGAAGAAAACAAAGAAGAAGAAAACAAAGAAGAAGAAAAUGAAGAAAAUAAAGAAGAAGAAAAUGUAAAUUUAACAAUAGUUGAAAAUAAAAUACAAGACAAUCAAUCAGAAAAGUAUGGGAUUUGUAUUCAAAUGGAAUAUUGUACAGGAGGAGAUUUAAGUAAAAUUAUUAAAAAUAAAGAAUUACAUUAUAGUUCACAAGAAGGAAAAAACAAAGUAAUGAAUUACUUUAAACAAAUAGUUAUGGGAGUUUCAGCAAUACAUCAACACUGUAUUAUUCAUGGUGAUCUUAAACCAGGAAAUAUCUUAAAAGAGAAAGACACCAUGAAAAUUGGAGAUUUUGGACUUGCAAGAACAAAUACUGAUUAUAAAAGUAAAAUACUUGGAACAAUUGGAUAUGCAGCACCUGAAAUAGUUACAGGGAACUACGACAAUAAAAUAGACAUUUACAGUCUUGGGAUUAUUUUAUAUGAAAUGUGUUUAUCCCCUACAACAAGAUCAGAAUUUAUUUAUAACUUAGACCGACUAAAGAAUCAAAGAAAGAUUAAUGGAACAGUCGAAAACCAAUACCAAAUGUAUAAAGAAUUAAUACUAGAAAUGACGGAGCCAAACCCAAAAGACAGACCAACAAUAGAUGAGGUAUUAAAAAAAUUAACAAUACUUGAUGAAGAUCUUAAGAAAAUAUCGGAACUACUUCCAUUUAUUCAAGAAAAAUCAAACUUAUGGCCUCAACUAUCAGCAGCAAUUGAAAGUAAAAUGAAAGAAAAAAUAAAAGACAUUGAAAAAGAAGAAACAGAAGAAUUUGAAUUAACACCAACACACUUAGAAAUCAUUAGAAGUUUAACAGAAAUUCACAUAUUAUAUGGAACAAAAGCAAUGUUUAUGAAUCCCUUUAUACCAUCAAGUUUAUUAAAAGAAAGUGGAAUAGAAUAUCAUGAGGUUCAAAGUCCACUUUUAAUUAAUAAAGAAGGAGAACUAAUGGUAUUAAUUAAUAAUUAUCAAGAAGUUGUAAGAGUUAUUAUCAAUCAAAUAAAAGAUCCAACAUCAUAUAUUAUCAGAAUUCCAACAGUAAGUUUACAUGUUACAAAAGAACCAACUGUAUCACCAUCACUUGUUUAUAUUAAUACAAGUAUUUCAAAUGAACAACAUCAAUUUGAUAUUAUAGAAUGUAUAAUAUUAAUAGGGUCAAUAAUUAAUGUAUUUAUGAAUAAAAGUAAAUUACAUAUUAGUCAUAGUGGAAUUAAUGAGAUGAUUCAUAAUAAUAAAGAGCUUGAAGAAAUUAUGAUUAAAAAACCAAUACAAAGUUUAGCAUCAAUAAAAACAAUUAUUCAAAAGUAUCGAAAUGAAAGAUUUAAUUAUAUCAUUCCAAUAUUUAAUUAUUUAAAAGAAAAUGAAGACAUAGUAUAUGAUAUUGGAAUUUCAGGAAAUAAUAAUCAAGGACUUUAUUUUGAAGUUAAAAAUGAAGAAGGGAAAGUAAGUUUAAUAGGAGGUGAAACAAAAAUAAAAAAGAAUAAAGUAGAGAUUAAAACGAUAGGAUAUUGGAUUAAAGUGGAUAAUAUUUAUCAAAGCUUAGGAGAUAAGAAAGGAUUAGUAGCAAAAAGAAAAGUAAUAGUAAAAGGAAUAAGUGAUAAAAUGAGUAAAGCAUCAAUGAAAAUAUAUUUAGAAUAUUUUGGAUUUAAUGUGAUAUAUGAAGAAAGUAAUAGCGAGUAUAAAGGGUGUUGGAUUAAAUUAAAUGUUCAUAAAGAUGGAAAAUAUGACUUUUUUACAAAUUGUUUUUGGGAUAUUGGUGUAACAUUAAAUAUAUAUAUUGACAAAGAUUUAAUAAGAAAAGAAAUACUUCCAUUAGGAAAAGCAAUAGGAAGUAUGCAAAAACAAUAUACAAAGAAAAGUAUUCCUAUGUUAAUUGCUGAUGAGAAAUUAGUAUCAAAUGAACUUUGGGAAUGGAUUUUAUUACCAAAAGAAAAGUUUCAAAAAAGAAAAAAAACUAUUAUUUCUCAAAAUGGUGUAUCAUUUAUUAGAGAAUUAGAAGAAUUUAAAAAAAAUUUAAAAUCAAAAUGCAAAUUUAUAUUAAAAAGAGGAAAUGAUAAAAAAAUAAUAACACAAUAA
This is a messenger RNA of Entamoeba histolytica HM-1:IMSS, 2520 nucleotides long. RefSeq names its product protein kinase domain containing protein. The transcript is spliced from 2 exons. The coding region runs from base 1 to 2520 and encodes 839 amino acids. Gene Ontology annotation, molecular function: ATP binding; eukaryotic translation initiation factor 2alpha kinase activity. Gene Ontology annotation, cellular component: cytosol. The record is from RefSeq and is a predicted model, not a curated record. Gene Ontology annotation, biological process: protein phosphorylation. Lineage: Eukaryota; Evosea; Mastigamoebida; Endamoebidae.